This is a messenger RNA of Salvelinus namaycush (lake trout), 678 nucleotides long. RefSeq names its product filamin A-interacting protein 1-like. The transcript has 4 exons. NCBI's taxonomy places the organism in Eukaryota, Metazoa, Chordata, Actinopteri, Salmoniformes, Salmonidae. The record is from RefSeq and is a predicted model, not a curated record. The coding region runs from base 1 to 678 and encodes 225 amino acids.
AUGAACUCUCCUGCUGAGAAAGAGGUGGAUCCACAGAUACGUUCCCGUAGCAACAGCCCCAACAUGGCUGCCUGGAACAGCAAUGGUUCACAGAACUCCGUGGCCCACCUCGACCCCCUCAAGGGCACCGUCCUGAGGGACAGCAUGGGGGGAGGAAAGGGGGGAGAGAGGGGGAAAGACCUGUCCAGGGAUGACCUUGUGUUCCUCCUCAGUAUAAUGGAGGGAGAGCUGCAGGCCAGAGACGAGGUGAUCACGGUCCUGAAAGCAGAGAAGAUGGAUUUGGCUCUGUUGGAAGCCCAGUAUGGCUUUCUCACCCCAGUAGAAGUGCUCCGGGCCCUGCAGAGAGACUCACUCCAGGCCCAGGCUUCUGAGGCCCAGGAGGCCCCACAGCAGGAUGUCUACGAGAAAUCCAUGGCUGAGCUGGACCGGCUGGUGGAGACUGGAAAGCAGAGCUACAGGCGGAUGCUGGAUCAGCUGCUGCAGGUGGAGUGCUCCCACAGUGGCGCCCUCUGCAGGCUGGAGGAGCAGGACCAGCAGCACCGUGCCUUCCUGCAGCGCAGCGAUGACCUCACCUGUCUACUGGAGCAGGACCGCGAGAGGUCAGUGACACCCACCGACCGCAACAAACCCGUGUUGGAAAUGCUACCUAGGCUAAGAGCAGGGGCUCUACCAUAUUAG